Molecule: messenger RNA, 1557 nt
Organism: Panonychus citri (citrus red mite)
Lineage: Eukaryota; Metazoa; Arthropoda; Arachnida; Trombidiformes; Tetranychidae
Product: tubulin-specific chaperone E-like
Exons: 7
Coding region: 174-1526 (450 amino acids)
Molecular function (GO): protein binding
Source: RefSeq, a predicted model, not a curated record
CUGGUUAGUCUGGUUUUCUUUGUCUAAUUUCAAAUUUUUACUUUGUAAUUUGUUUCCAACAAUUAACAAUCUCUGAUCAGUUUGAUCAAUUUAAAUUGCGACUCUAUUGGACAUCUAAUGAUUAACAACAAGUUAUUGGUUGGAACUCUUGUAAUUGUCACCAGAAUCUUUUGAUGGAUCAAUCAUCUGAUCGGGUUAGUUUAACAAAAGCGAUCACCUCAAAGUAUCUCGAUGAUGAUACUCUUGAUGAGGAACCAGGAAUAUCAUUUCCAACCCUUGGCGGUGGAAAACGGAAUCUACUUUAUGAAAGAUCUGAGAAACUUAAUCGUGAACUUAGAGCUUUGGAUAAGCGAAUUGAAAUUGAUCUAAAAUUUUGCUCAAUAGGAACAGUGGACAUCGACACUGACCUAUUCGAUAAGCUUAAAAAUGUCCAAGUUUUAGACGUUUCCUUUAAUCAUCUAUCAUCAUGGAGUCAAAUCGCAACGAUAGUUGAUUGUUUCCAAUCACUUAAACAUAUUAUCGUCACUGGAAAUCCCCUGAAAACAUUGGACAAUGAUAAACAUUCAGAUUUUAUCAGUUCUUUUCGUAAAUUGAACACGAUCACUCUUGGGAAAUUGAACUACAAUUGGGAACAAAUUAUCGAGUGCAGUCAACGACUUUGGCCUCACAUUGAGCAAUUAGAUGUUUUCUCCAACUCAAUCAAUGAAAUCGCCACGCUAUCAACCACAACUUUGGAAAAUCUGACCAGUCUCACUUUGGAUCAUAAUAAAAUCACCCAUUGGAGAUACAUCAACAAACUUGGUCACUUGAAAAAGUUAACGACUCUUAAAUUGGUAAAUUGUGACAUAGAAUCGGUUGUGAUUAACCGAGACGAGAACCUUUUUCCUAACCUAAUCCAUCUCGAUCUUAAAAGUAAUCGUAUUCAACUAUGGAAGGAUAUUGCUAAUCUCAACAAUUUACCAUCUUUGGAGGAAUUAAUUAUCCGAGAUAAUCCAUUAUUCGAGGAGAUAAACUUUGAUUAUGCUUUUAAUUUCGUUCUCAGUAUAAUCGGUAAUCUUAAAAUUCUCAAUCGAGCUAAGAUUACGAAUAAUCUCAGAAAAGACGGCGAAAUACAUUAUCUCCGAUUCUAUUACCUUAAAUACCUCAGGUCAAUCGAAAACGGUGAUCGAACAUUUCUCGAAGACAAUCCUCGAUAUUUACAUAUUCUCGAAGAAUACGGAACUCCGGUUGAUUUGGUUCCAGGAAAUAAAAUGAAGCCUCAAAGUAAACUAAUCGGAUUAACAAUAAGAAAUUCAUUGGAUGAUUCAACUAUUUCCAAAAAAGUUCCAAGAACAACUACAAUUUCGGCCUUAAAGAAAUUGGUGAAUAAAUUGCUUUCAAUUGAUGAUUCGACUGAGAUAUUCUUAUGGUUGAAGAGUAGAAAUGAUAACAAUCAAGAAAUUGAAUACCAUUUGGAUAAAGAGGAGCACAAUUUGGACUUUUAUUCAGUGAAAGAAAAUGAUAUUAUUGUGGUGAAAUUCAAUUAAAGAACAACAAUUAAAGUUUACUUUUGAUCUA